AUGUGGAAGAGAAUUAUCCCCAGCAGCCAACAAGCCUGCGCUUUGACAAGAAAUCAAGCAUUGCCAGUCACAACCAAGGCACAACGUUCCCUAAGCACGACGACACCCCGUUACCAGAAAAACAAACCAUCGUCCGCCACCGAAGACCGCGGCAGGUUGAGUCCCGAGCGCACGGAAGUGAGCAAGUCCGGAACGGACAGCGAGGUCGCCCAGCAUCCGGCAGCGUACGAUCCAUCGAAAACCGCGCCGGAGACGGAGCUCAAGGCCACAGGGGAGGAACACGAGAGAGAAGGCAAGUCGGGGAACCCGCUGGACAUGAGCCCGGCCAAUCAAGAUGUCAGUGCGUGGAGAGGGCAGACGGAGGGUGGAGCGGCGCAUAAUGCGGAAAAGUCUGGGCCGAGUUCUCGGGGCCAGCCGAGGAAGAAUCGGAAGAUUGAGGUGAAGGAGGACGGGACGCAUGUUUCUCAUAGAUAG
This is a messenger RNA of Penicillium riverlandense, 474 nucleotides long. RefSeq lists its product as uncharacterized. Lineage: Eukaryota; Fungi; Ascomycota; Eurotiomycetes; Eurotiales; Aspergillaceae. The record is from RefSeq and is a predicted model, not a curated record. The transcript has a single exon. Bases 1 to 474 code for a protein of 157 amino acids.